AUGAAGAAAGAUAAAAGCACAAGUCUAGCUGAGAGGAUAAAAUUUUUCGAUUUUUACAAAGAUUUGCCUUAAGAUUUAGCUGAGCCUUCAGUUUCUGGUGCAACUGGUAAGUUCAAAUAAUCCUAAUAAACUUUAGUCUCAAUGUUUGUAAUGGGACUUAUGGUAGCUCUGUUCAUAUCUCAGACUUACUAAUUCAUGUAAUACCAAAAGACUAGUGAGAUCAUGAUUGAUGUCAAUCAAGGCAACAGCAAGUUGAACAUCAACUUAGCAAUCAGAAUGCACAAAGCUCCUUGCCAUGUUUUAAGUUUAGAUAUUGUUGAUGUUACAGGUGUCCAUGUGAUGGAUGUUGGUGGAAAGUUGCACAAGCAUAUUAUUGAUAAAGAAGGAAUUUAUGUAGAACAUCACGAUACAAUGGAAGACUCUCAUGAAUUCAAGUAAACUAGCUAGGAUGUUAAUGAUAUUGUGAAUGAAGCUAUUGAGUCAAUGAACAAUGAAGAAGGGUGUUUAGUCGAGGGAACAGUAAUCAUUAAUAAGGUGCCUGGUAACUUCCAUCUCUCCACACAUGCUUUUGGUGAGGUUGUUCAAAGACUCUACAUGCAAGGCAGAAGAUUAGACUUUAGUCACACUAUCCAGCAUUUAUCAUUUGGAAACGACACUGACAUGGCCAAUAUUAUGCAAAAGUACGAGGAGAAAUACACUUUCGAUCUCGAUGGCACAUCUAUCAACUAGGAAUAAUAAAUCUAUAAUGGGUAGCUUCUUGCGAAUUAUUACUUAGAUAUCAAUCAAAUUGACUUCUUAGAUGUAACUGGAUUUUGGUCUAGUGUCCUUGAGGGUUACAAAUAUAAGAGCUCUCAAUCAAUCAUGUCUCAAAUGGGUCUCCCUGCAAUUUUCUUUAGAUAUGAGCUAAGUCCAGUCAAGCUAAGAUACACAAUGAGUUAUAAGACAUGGAGUGAGUUCUUCAUUGAAAUUUGCGCCAUUAUUGGAGGAAUGUUUGUUGUUGCUGGUAUUAUGGAGUCUCUCUUAAGAAACAGUCUCUCAAUAUUCUCUUCAGAUAACCUUAAGAAAAAGUGA
Messenger RNA from Stylonychia lemnae, 1071 nucleotides. The record is from the annotation of a GenBank genome assembly. NCBI's taxonomy places the organism in Eukaryota, Ciliophora, Spirotrichea, Sporadotrichida, Oxytrichidae.